Megalops cyprinoides (Indo-Pacific tarpon) is the source of this 1585-nucleotide messenger RNA. RefSeq names its product OTU deubiquitinase 6B (gene otud6b). Gene Ontology annotation, biological process: protein deubiquitination. The record is from RefSeq and is a predicted model, not a curated record. The coding region runs from base 94 to 981 and encodes 295 amino acids. The transcript is spliced from 7 exons. Lineage: Eukaryota; Metazoa; Chordata; Actinopteri; Elopiformes; Megalopidae. Gene Ontology annotation, molecular function: cysteine-type deubiquitinase activity.
UUCACACUGCCCGUUUACGAUCAUGGCAGCCACCAGGAUUUCACACUUUCUCAUGUGAAUUUUAUUUUUUAUAUACACCUUCAGACAGAAGCCAUGGAGGAAGUAGAGUCGGCGGAGGAACUUUUGACGAAACAACAUCGUAAAGAGAAGAAGGACUUGCAGGCCAAAAUCCAGAGCAUGAAAAAUGCUGUCCCCAAGAAUGACAAAAAGAGAAGAAAACAGCUGGUAGAGGACAUCGCCAAGCUGGAGGCUGAACUCACUCAAAAACACGAGGAUGAACUUAAGCAACUAAACAAUAACAAGGGUGAAGAUAAGGUUGACACAGUUGCAAAUGGAGUCGAGAACCUGGUUUUGGACAAUGAAGAACAAAAGGAAGCAAAGCAAGUUAGACCUUCCAAGGCACAGAAGAGACGGGAUAAGAAGGCCGCCCUGGAGAGGGAGAGGGAAAACAGGAUUGCCGAGGCUGAGGUGGAGAACCUGUCGGGUUUCCGGCACCAGGAGGGCUUGAAGCUGGCUCAGAAGCUGGCCGAGAGGCAGCUUCAGAUCAAGGAGAUCUCGUCGGACGGGCACUGCAUGUACCGCGCCGUGGAGGACCAGCUGGCGGGGCGUGGCCAGGCCCUGGGCCUGGUGCAGCUUCGCGCCCUCACCGCCCAGCAAAUGAGGAGCAACGCCGAUGACUUCCUGCCCUUCCUCACCAACCCCAACACUGGGGACAUAUACACAGCCGAUGAGUUUGAGAAGUACUGCAGAGAUGUGGAGAGCACAGCAGCCUGGGGUGGGCAGCUUGAGCUGCGGGCUUUGACACAAGUCCUUCAGAUGCCAAUAGAGGUCAUUCAGGCUGAAUCUCCUGAAAUAGUGAUUGGGGAAGAGUACAAGAAGACACCAAUCACUCUUGUAUACAUGCGUCACGCCUACGGGCUGGGAGAGCACUACAACUCCGUGGAGCCUCUGAAGGAAGCGACCAAUGAGGAGGAGAGCUGAAAUUCCCAACUGCGCCAAUCUGUCCCCUGCAUCAUUCUGAGGAAUAUUUAGAGUUACUGUAUAGCUAGCUGUGUCUCCCAGGGGUGAGAGAGGAACGAAGUGACCGUUGAACCAUGUUUUCCCCUCAAACAGCGGUUACGGUGAAUAAAAAGUUUCCUUUGAGGUGAACUGUAAAGAGGAUCCGAUAAUGGAUUUUGUAAGUUCUUCUCAGAGACUAGUCAUGCCAUUUUGGAAAAAUAUGUGUAAUUACAUGCUAGGUUUUGGCAACGUGCCAUUUUAUAUGUUGCCGGCCAAAACCAGGUACCGUGUGUACGUUAUGACAGCAUUGUAUCUUGCAAUUAAAGUCGUAAACGAUGGGUUUGUUUUGGUUUAGCUCAACAUUUGUGAAGUCAGGCUGCCCUUCACACAGAAAAAGAUUUUUCAGUGAAACCAUGAGUACCAUGCAAAUGUGAGACGCGCAAGCUGAAAUUACAGAAAAGGAUGCAUCUACUGUCAUCAAACUGACACACCGUGCUUAAGUCGAGCCAUUACUGAAAUGUCAAACUGUCUGGGCGUGUUUCAUAUCCUCACCAACAAAAUAAAUGUCUGCCAGUUAAAAAAGAAA